This is a messenger RNA of Paramisgurnus dabryanus, 1090 nucleotides long. It is a transcript of the gene pxmp2, whose product is annotated as peroxisomal membrane protein 2. Lineage: Eukaryota; Metazoa; Chordata; Actinopteri; Cypriniformes; Cobitidae. The record is from RefSeq and is a predicted model, not a curated record. Gene Ontology annotation, cellular component: cytoplasm; peroxisomal membrane.
CACGGAUUCGCAAUUCGCACUCUUCUGGUUAAACAAUUUAAGGUUAUGUUGUGUACAGACGUUGUACAAAUAAUUUGAAAAUGCCAGUACAAAGCGUGCCUAUCCGAGAUCCCGCAUUUCCGGUGAGGGUACUACAGCAAUACUUGAUUUUGUUAAAGCAAUAUCCAAUCAUCACCAAAUCGGUUACGAGUGGUAUUCUAUCUGCUUCAGGAAAUCUUCUGUCUCAAGCUUUGGAGUACAGUAAAAAGAGUAAAGAAAAUAGCCCAAAGAAGAAAAUCAAUGUCCUGGGACCUGUACACUUUGGAAUUUAUGGACUUAUAAUGACAGGUCCAGUCAGUCAUUAUUUUUACAAUCUCCUGGAGGUGUUGUUGCCCACCACUGUCUCAUACUGCCUGGCCAAGCGUCUUCUUCUAGAGCGUCUAAUAUUCGCCCCAGCUUUCCUCUUGCUCUUUUAUGCGGUUAUGAAUGCCUUGGAGGGCAAGACACUUGCAGACCUUCAAAACAAACUUAAAGCUAGUUAUUGGUCUUCGAUGAAAAUGAACUGGAAGGUUUGGACCCCAUUUCAGUUUAUCAACAUCAACUAUAUACCUGUACAGUUUCGAGUGCUGUUUGCCAACCUGGUUGCCUUAUUCUGGUACGCCUACCUAGCCUCUGUCAGGAAAUGAAACCAAAUUUUAUCAACAGUGCCUAAACAAGCUAGUACUGGCUGAUGUAAAACUAAUCUACUGUAGUUUGUGCCAAUAAAAGACUGCUGUGCAUUAGAUACAACUUUUAAAAGUUUUAUAAGUAUUAAGUUUUCUAAGGCAGGAAAUAUUUGUAAUGCGAUGCAAUAUAACAGUGACAUAAUUACUGAUGAUCUUACACAAACAGUUGUUAUUGUAUUAUUUUUUUAAUUACUUUCAUCAUGAAUCAUGAUGCCCACAUGGAGUGUACCACUUCCUGUCAUUCUGUUACUUGUGAUAGAACUAAAAAUUAUUUGUUUUAAUUCAGUUAUUUGAAAACACGUUGACUGCAGUGCAAUGCUACUGGGGCAUGUUGUAAAAAAGGUCAGCAUUUGAUAAAUAAAGUGAGUAUUAUUUUCUGAAAAUAA